GAAAAGUAAAUCUAUUAUUAUUUUAUAGGAACUCCUUUGCCAGUUGCCACCAUCCCUCCCAUGUAAUGGACAAGUUCUACGUUAGUUGUAUUGUCAGGUUCUGUCCUAAUAAAUGAUAGUUAACUAAUCAACAAUGAUAACUAUUUUAAAAUGUCGACCAAAAAGUCAGAUACGAGAAGUAAGUCUAUUCAUUGUUUUAUAAGAAGGCCUUUGAGAUUUACGAUCUAAUCUAGCGUUCAAACUUGAUCUUACUUUCAGAUUACCCAUCUUUUUUUUUGAGAUUACCCAUCUUCUUCCCUUCUUUCCCUUUAUCUCUUCAUAUACGAGAGCAAAAUGGAAUCUGAGGGAGUCUCGUUGCCAUUUAUCCACGAGCAUCCUAUGAAGCCUUUCAAUGAUCUGAGGAAAGGUGACUGUUGUCAACGUUUUGUAUCGCAGAGUGAUGGCUACUAUUGCAAAACCUGUGAUUUUUUCUUGCACAAGGAAUGUGGCGACGAGCUCUCUGAGUUCAUCGACCACCCAUCUCAUCCCAAUCACACUCUCCAGCUUCGACAUGAUAAAGGAGGUAACAUAUGUGGUUUAUGUGGAAGGGGAAUCGUGAAUCUAUGCUAUCGUUGUGAGAUGUGUGACUUUGACGUGGACCUUGACUGUGCCAAGUACCCACCACCAGAUGUUAUUGACAAUUUCGAGACGCACCGCCACAAGCUCCCACUUUUCAAGGAACACUGUAAUUUUAAGUGCACUGCUAAAUGCGGGAAGGGUGAUUAUGAUGAGUUUCCAUACAUAUGUGAUGAAUGCGAUGUAGCCUUCCAUGUGUAUUGUGUAUGGCACCCAGAAGCAUCAGAGCUAAAUUACUCACCAGAGGUAAACCACUCUUACCACUCCUUGCAUCCUCUUAAGCUCCUCACUGGUGAACCACCAGAAUAUUCUGAUGGUAAAUGUCGUCUUUGCGGAACAGAAAUUGGUGAAUUUUUUUAUCAUUGUUCAUUUUGUAACUUCACUGUGGAUUUGCCUUGUGUUUUAAAUCCACCACAAAAAUCUCUUGUUGAUCCGAAGGCUCAUGAUCACCAACUCACCCUUCUUCCAAGACUCGAUUCUUUUACAUGUAAUGCUUGCGGUCUAAAGGGAGAUCGAAGCCCUUACACAUGCUUUGAUUGUGGUUUCAUGAUCCAUCAAGACUGUCUUGGCCUUCCGCGUGUCAUUAACAUCAAUCGCCAAAAUGUUGUUGCUGAUUCCUUAGCUAAAGAAGCUUUAUGUAUGGUUGAGGGUGUUAUGACACUCACCUAUAAUAGAGAGAGCAAAAUGGAAUUUGAGGGAGGAGUGUUGUUACCAUUGUUUCACGAGCAUCCUAUGACGCCUUGGAAUGAUCAUCAUAUGAGGAAAGGUGAUUGUUGUGAUUGCUUUGAACCUCAGAGUGAUGGCUACUAUUGUAAACUCUGUGAUUUCUUCGUGCACAAGAAGUGUGGCGACGAGCUGUCUGAAUUCAUCAUCGACCACCCAUCUCACCCCGAUCACACUCUCCGGCUUCAAGAAAAACGAGAAGAUCACGUAUGCUAUAUAUGUGAUAGUAAAAUCCAGAAUCUAUCCUAUCGUUGCGAGAUGUGUGACUUCCACAUGGAUCUACACUGUGCCAAGUACCCACCACCAGAUGUUAUUGAAAAUUUUGAGAUGCAUCCCCACAAGCUCACAUUUGUCAAGGAACUGAGCGCCUUCCACUGUUCUGCAAAAUGCGGGAAGACUUCUGCAUAUGCUGCAGGAUUUUCUUGUGGAUUUUAUUACCAAUGUAAUGAAUGUGAUGCUGUAGCCUUUCAUGUGGAAUGUGUAUGGCACCCAGCAGCACUAGAGCACUCAACAGAGGUAAACCACCCUUAUCACUCCUUGCAUCCUCUUAAGCUAUUCAAGGGUCCACCACCUGACUAUUCUGAUGGUAAAUGUCGUCUUUGCGGAAGAAAGGUUGAUAAAGAAUUGUUUUAUCAUUGUUCUUCUUGUAACUUCACCUUGGAUUGGCGUUGUGUUGUGAAUCCGCCACCACAAUCUCUUUUGAACUUGAAAGCUCAUGAUCACCAACUCAAGCUUCUUCCAAGACUGCUUUCAUUCACAUGUAAUGCUUGUGGGCUCAAGGGAGAUCGAAGCCCUUACAUGUGUGUUCAAUGUGAUUUCAUGAUCCAUCAAGGCUGUCUUGGUCUUCCUCGUGUCAUUAACAUCAAUCGACAUGAUCACCGUGUUUCUCGUACUUUGCUUCUUGGUGAUGGUGCUAUGAAUUCUGUAUGCGAAGUUUGUCACAAGAAGGUGGACUGGACUUGUGGAGGAUUUUCUUGUCAGACGUGCCCUAACUAUGUUGUUCAUUCUAAAUGUGCUACCAGAUAUGAUGUUUGGAACAUGAAAGAGCUUGAAGGAGUACCUGAAGAAGAAGAAGAUAUAGAACCAUAUGUGGUGAUAGACGACAACACAAUACAACAUUUCAGCCACAAAGAGCAUUACCUCAUAUUCAAUGAGAAUGGUGUUUUGUAUGAGGAUAAAAAACGAUGCAGCGCAUGCACCCAUCCCAUUGGUCUCCAAUCCUUUUAUGUCUGUAUGGAUUGUGAUUUUUCUCUCCAUCAGUGCUGUGCUAAAUGUCCUAAAAAGAAAAGGCAUGUGUUACACAAUGAACGGCUCACUUUAGUCACAAACAAGGAGCUAGAGGUCUUCGAUUGUGUUGCUUGCAAUCGAACGUCCAAUGGAUUCAUGUACAAGGAUCGGUAUACGAAGUUGGAUGUCUUGUGCGGUUCAGUUUCUGAGCCAUUUGAACGUCAUCACCACCAUCCCUUAUAUUACACUUUCGUAUUAUCUGACAAUUCCAUUGAAGAGACGGGAAUAUGCAAUGGUUGCAACAAUAAGGAAUAUCGUCUACUCAAGUGCAUUGAAGAUGAUUGUGGAUUUGUAAUAUGCUUCAAAUGUGCCACUCUACCACAAGUGGUAAAGCACAGAGUAGAUGAUCAUCCUCUCUCACUAUGCUAUGUGGAAGAAGAAGAGGCAAGUGGUAAAUACUGGUGUGACAUCUGUGAGAGAGAAACCGAUCCAAAGAAAUGGUUCUACACGUGUAAAGAUCACUUGGCUAGUUUGCAUACAAAAUGUGUGCUCGGAGACACUGCAGGACUCAUGCCAAGAAGCGUACCACAGUUGUUGGGCAUACCGCAUGAGGUGGUGCUGAAUAAUAGUGUAACUCGCCCAUUUUGCAUUCGGUGCAAGUCUCGUUGCAUGUACCCUAUCUACCUCAAGGUGCUUGGGUCCCCAGAUAUAUGCUUUUGCUCUGUUGAGUGCUCUCUUGUUUACGUUUGAUAUGGGAAGAGGUAGAGCGAAAUGAACAAUCAUAACUACAAAGUGUAAUAAAUAUUAAUAAGCCAUGGAGGCAAAGCAUAGGUUGAUGACUAUAUUCUCUCACUAUGCUAUGGAGAAAAGGAAAAUGGCAAAUACUGGUGUGACAUUUGGUAAGAAAGAUACCAUCAUACCAAUCCAAAGAACUGGUUCUACACGUGUGUGCUCGGAGACACUAGGUGGCUCAUGCCAGGGAACACGCUGAAGUAUUUUGGCAUACCAUUUGAGGUACAUCACGUCCAUUUUUGGCAUACCAUUGCAAUACGCUAUCAUCUUAAAGGUCUGGUACAUACAUUUGCUCUGUGAGAUGAAUUAACAAGCUUCUCUUUGGGGUCCAUGCUAUAAUCAACCUCUCUCACAAUUUCAAGAGUAAUCUGCAAUAGUAACUAAGGUUGAAAAAGAUUAUAAGCAUUUUGAUUAGACAAGCGGAAGCGAGUAUACAAGUUUGUAAUCUACUUUUUAUCAAUGUACGUAAUGUGACUUCAUUAUCCAUGGAAAUAUUUGAAACAGCUGAAACGAUGUCUAUAUAAUGAUACAUCCAAGAAAGACAGUGACGACAAUGAACCAGAAUUAUUUCUCA
Molecule: messenger RNA, 3931 nt
Organism: Brassica napus (rape)
Lineage: Eukaryota; Viridiplantae; Streptophyta; Magnoliopsida; Brassicales; Brassicaceae
Exons: 2
Coding region: 334-3315 (993 amino acids)
Source: RefSeq, a predicted model, not a curated record